This is a messenger RNA of Annulohypoxylon maeteangense, 3122 nucleotides long. RefSeq names its product fungal-specific transcription factor domain-containing protein. The coding region runs from base 252 to 2717 and encodes 821 amino acids. Gene Ontology annotation, molecular function: DNA binding; DNA-binding transcription factor activity, RNA polymerase II-specific; zinc ion binding. The record is from RefSeq and is a predicted model, not a curated record. NCBI's taxonomy places the organism in Eukaryota, Fungi, Ascomycota, Sordariomycetes, Xylariales, Hypoxylaceae. Gene Ontology annotation, biological process: DNA-templated transcription; regulation of DNA-templated transcription. The transcript has 2 exons. Gene Ontology annotation, cellular component: nucleus.
CUCCCCCCUCGUUGAGAAACCACUAUUCGCCGUAUGUUCAUCAUCCCAGGUCUCAACCACGGUGGAAUGGUGCUUGGAUACCGUUCUAAUACCUGGCCUUUUCCAAAAAGACGUCUUCAGCAUAGUUCUCUGCAUGUUCCUUGAGCGGUAAACUCUCCCCAGCAAGUCGCCCAACUGGGGAGAGCCCGAUCCGAGGAGGACUCCGCCCGACCAAGCCGCGAAUAGCUUGACACGGGAGUUCUCUAUCGACGAUGGCAGCAUCGUCACAUAAUCCGUUUCCUCGUUCCCCAAAUCCAUCUACCAGGUCGUAUGACUCUUCGUCGGUAUCGUCAGCAACUUCACCUCGGCCGCAGGUUCAACUCCUAGGAAACUUGAUGAGUUCCAACGCGAGACCGAAUACCAACCAGACGCCGCAGCCCAUAGGCAUUCCGCCCAUGCCGCCGGCGACUCAAACGGGAUUUCAGCCGUAUACUCCGGUUACGGCAACUUCCGUGAUGGGCCGAGAUUCGCUACCCCCGACGGAGUCGGUAGCGAGUACCCCGGGACUCUCUAGCGCUCAAUUAUCGGCGAAUGUCUCGGCUCAAAAACGUGCCUACCGUCAGAGGAGGAAGGACCCUAGCUGCGAUGCCUGUCGGGAAAGAAAGGUCAAGUGUGAUGCUACAGAAACGACAAGCUGCUCAGAAUGCUCAAGCCGCAACGUCAAGUGUCAAUUUACCAAAGAGACCAACCGGCGGAUGUCGUCUAUUAAACAAGUACAGGAUUUAGAGAAGCAGAUCGAGAGGGUACGGAGGGAAAAUAGCAAUCUACGGCGCACUCUUUCCGAACGGGGCGAGCACAUGGACAUCGAUGUAGAGGUAGCUGAGCAGUCGCCGCAACAGCUUCUCCCGGAGUUAAACUCCGAACCCAGGAGACGGAAACGGGCAGCCCCUUUACUUCAAGAUCCCUCCCGAGCGAGGGCGGCAUUUCGAAAUUUCUCAAAGGGCGUAUUAAAACCUCCGGCGCCAUAUCGACAGCCUCAAGCCUCUAUUACUACGUUCGAUCUUCCUAGGCCACCAUUACCGCCUAAGGCAGCAGUGGAUAAGCUCCUUCACACGUAUUACGGAGCGGCACAUAUCAUGAUGCCAAUACUGCACUGGCCAACGUUGCAGCACCAAGUGGAAGAGCUUUACCAAAAUACUACUGACCUACAGCGAGUUCCCAUAUCUUGGCAUUCGAUGUUCUUUGCGGUAUUGGCAGUAGGAAGUCUUUUUAGCAACGAUCCGUAUCCAGAUCGGACAUUACGGGCCAACGAGUUUCUAGAAGCAUCUAGGAGCUUAACAGAUCCGUGGAAUAACGACUUCGACCUGGAUAACGUUCGAGCCUCGUUUCUUACAUCGCUCGCUUUGAAUGAGUUGAAUCUGAAGUCGGGGGCUUGGACAUGGCUGGGAACUGCUGUACGGAGUGCGCAAGAUCUCGAACUGCAUUUGGAAGUCGUUGGUGUGCGUUCUAGAGUGGAAACAGACAUGAGAAGGAGAGUCUGGUGGGCGAUAUACACGCUCGACCGAACGUUAUCUCUGGAGCUCGGGCGCCCAUUUAUGAUCGACGAUGCCGACUGCGAUGUAGCUCUCCCCGAACCAUUCGAUGACCAUUACCUGCACACCGAAGGCCCCGUGCGUCCUCCAAAUGCUGCACCACUAACUCACUUUUUGCACGGAAUCAUCAACAUAGUGCGGUCUUUCUCCGCCAUGAGAAAAGCCUUCUCUAACUCCGUAAUCGAACCGCCACGCCUAGCAACAUUCGACAGUCACUUUGUUGCAUGCCAAAAAAUGUUUCCGGAAGCCUGCGAAGCAAAUAACAGCACACUAAUCGCUCCGCACAUGCUAAUGCCUCUUGCCUACCUCCUUAGUUCCCGACUACUUUUACAUCGUCACAAUCUCGCACCAGGCUGCCCUCCAGAAGCAAGAAACGAUGCUAUUCAGCAAUGCAAAGCCACGGCAAUAGAAACAGCAAAUUUGAUCGCACGGACUAACGCGACGCUUGCCGAUACAGCCACAGCCCUUCUCGUAACCCACAUAUUUCGCUCUACGCUGUUUCUACUCCUAACAGGUUAUUACGAGCUAGCAUCUACGUGUCUGAGAGCCCUAAAAUCAGUUGGCGUGCGACGAGAUAUCGUUAUCCCGUGCGGGCGCUUUUUAUCGUUUUUCUUACAGAUCCUAGGAGCCAAGCAGCAAGAACUACUAACCGUGCUCCCGCGUUCGACGACGCCCGGUUACCCACCGCAAGCGGUUUUACCCGAUCCAAGAGCCGUCCAAGAGGCUUUAUUAAAGGACGAAGAACUCCUGAUUUACGUAAGCGCAGAUAUGCAAGCUAGCACCGAAACGUCUUGGGUAUGGAUCGGUGCUGAGCGCGAGGCCCCGUUAACGACACCCCUAUCGUCUACCGGAGGCGGCCUCGCGCACCCCGAUAACCGGACGGGUUUAAGUGCCAAAGAGCGGGAAGAUUGGGGAGGGUGGGACAAUUUAAUAGAUCUUACAAUGGCUCUAGCUUCCGGCGCAGCAAGCCCGGCUCCCGGCUACACACCUCGAGCGCAAACAUUACCUCCGAUUAAGGUCGAGCAGGGAGUGAAUUUACCUGGAGGCGGGAUCGCUGAAAUUGGGAGUAACAGAAAUAGCCCGACCGCCGGGGCAGCAUCGGGGAGCCGGAGCACGGAAAGGAUCAGCAUCGCGAAUAUAAUUUAACAACGACAUCCAGGCCGUGAUUACCCAGGUAGUAAGGAAAGGGAGAUGGUGGUGCGCAAAAAUAAAAAAUAGGGGGUGACCAAGCCGGAUAGGACCCGGACGAGACUACGAACAUGAACGAACGAACGGACGAAAUACCCCCGUUUAUUCGAAUUUUUUUUCCCCAGUUAAUUUUCGCAUGAUGGCGCUCUGGAGGCUUCCGUGACGCAUUUUUUACGACUGUAUUAUUUAUACCAUUCUUUGCAUCGCCAAACGGUAAUACCCAGUUUCCGAUAUGGUGCCAGUAGAACAUCUGUCAGGGGUUAUUUGAUGUUUUCCCCCAGGCGGCUCCCGUCUGCUUCUUUCGGCUCUGUUCCGUCGACUAGAAAAAUCUUCUUUUUCCUUUAUAACGUACUCGGAAACAUG